AUGGCUCGUCGCGUCGUCUUUCGAUUAUUCGCUCCAUACCACUUGCUAGUGGCGCUCGUCCUCGUCUCGCUCCUCCUCUCCCUGCUGCCCUCGUCGCACGCGCAGCAGCCGGGCAUAUCGACGAAGAUGGCGAGGGAGAUUCAGCAGGCCAAGAAGCAGCUCAAGAAGAUGCGCAUAUUCGGACCAAUCAACGACGUCAUCGACCUCAUACGUACGGCUGCUUGCGGGGAGAAGGGGUGGGGGAAGCGGGGUUCCUUCCUUAGAUUCGCAAUUAGGGUUGGGCAUCGCUGGGCGGGAGAGUUCACAGGCGGGAACGCGGCGCCCAUCUUUGAGAAUUUUCGUAGUCCUUCCCUGCAGCGGAAGCUUUUUGAGUACUUCUCCAGCCGUUCAGCCAACCAUGAAGACGCCAAAGCGCUCUCUUGUUUCAUCACGGCCCGCGCUCGUCUUCACUGUCGCGGCAACAACGAGCGUCCGUGCAUUCGAGCUUUGCUCUCGCCGUUGAGUCAAUUUCUCUCCCCUCCCUCCUUCCCCCUCAUUCCCCUCCCCUUCCCUCCCCCUUCCUCUCCCCUCCUUGCCCCACACUCCUCUCUCCUCCUCUACCUACACUCCUCUUCCCUCCUCUCCCCUCCACUUCGUUCCCCUCCGUCUCCCUCCAUCCCUCUUCCCGCUCUUCCUCCCGCGCAGAGACUGACAUCACUCAUCCCACUGAACGGGGUGACCAUCCUGCUGCCGCUGCACGCGCGCACCAUCCGCUUCUUCAUGGCGGCCUUCUCCUCGCAGAAGCAGCAGCAGCUCAUCGCCUACCACAUCCUGCAAGGCCGCUACGACUACCGCCGCCUGCGCUACCAGCCGCGCGGGCGGCGGCUGAGAACACUGGAGGGCACGAGCCUGGUGAAGCGCGGGCGCAAGGGCGGGCUGCUCGUGGCCGUCAAGGGCAAGGGCGGCGUGCCCGUGCCGAUUGUGAUGCCGAAUCUGUUCAACGGGUCGCAGUUCACCAUCCAUGCCGUGUCCGAGAUGGUCGUGCCGCAUGACAUUUAUUGA
Molecule: messenger RNA, 1041 nt
Organism: Closterium sp. Naga37s-1
Lineage: Eukaryota; Viridiplantae; Streptophyta; Zygnematophyceae; Desmidiales; Closteriaceae
Source: the annotation of a GenBank genome assembly